AGUGAACUGCCAACGACACGCACACGAACAAGAACAAUAAAAGCGUUUUUUGUGUUUGUUUGCCGCUGCAUUUUUUUUUGUCAGCAACGUGACAAAGAAUAAGCAGAGAGAUACCUUUAUUCAUCUACCAACAACAACAGAAAAUUCCUUCUCUUGUACUUCCUCCCAUACAUAUCGGUUGUACUUUUUCGUUCCUCUCUUAAUCUAUCACUUCUGUAUUUGCAUUAUUGAAGUGUGUGUAGCCUCUUUUUUUUGUUUUUGCUUUAUCUUUUCUACCUCAUCGCCCCCACCGCCAUUCACUAUUUCACACUCGUGUGAUUGUGUCCACGCAGUGCGGCUUAGCGCGAUCUUCUUUUUUUUUCCUGUACAUCGCUGAUCGCGUUGUUCUUGUGUUGUGGCGACUCCCCUCGUUUUCUCGAGCCGUCUCCUCAAAGGGAAACAGAAAGAGACUCGUAGACGCGAAGACGCAACGCAGGUAGUUACUCCUGCCGACAGCCACCAACAUCCCCACUACAAUUAUUACAAGAAAGUGCGUAUAUAUAUACUUGUAUAAGAUGAGCGCCCCUCGUGAGCCAAAGCUCGUGCAGGCGCCGAACCGAGCACAGUCUGGCGCCACGCCCAAAAAAGCUGGCACACCGCCCACGCGGGGUACCACGCCGGUACGCAACAACACGCCCGCCCGCGCUGCCGCCCCGAAACUACACAGCAACGGCAACGGCAACCACAAGGCUCCCUCAGCGGUGCCGCAGUACCACGACCCAGACCGCAACCUCACCUCCGAAGAUGCCGCCGAGGGCACCGCCGCCUUCAAGAACCGGGUGUCCGAGAUCACCUCUUUCCGCGUGGUGGCGCGUGUGCGUCCGUUUAUCAAAGAGGAGCUGGCGGAGAUGGAGGGGCAGGAGCGCCGCUCGAUUGUGGAGAUGACGGAGACCAAGACGAUCCUGCUGGACCCGAAGGAUAACUGGGCCCCGAAGGCGCAGUUCGAGUUUGACGCCUCGCUCUGGUCCAUCCCGCCCACCCACCGCAUCGUGCACACCUUCCAAGACACGCGGCACAAAACCUACGCGACCCAGAAAGACGUGUACGACCUGAUCGCCAAGGACCUCGUCCCGCACGUCUUCAACGGCUUCAACAGCUGCAUCCUCACCUACGGCCAGACCGGCAGUGGCAAGACGUACACCAUGAUGGGCCACUACAACCCCGACGCGCCGUGCGGCGGCGAUGGCGAGGAGGGCAUCAUCCCGCGCGUGUCAAACGACCUCUUCUUAAUCUUGAAGCAACGCGAGGAGGACGAGGCGCGGAUGAAGCAGCAGCGCGACCGCACGAAGUUCCGCGUUGAGGUCAGCUUCAUUGAAAUCUACAUGGAGCGCGUGCGGGACUUGCUGGACCCGGCCCUGCGCCACACCCGCGGCAACGAGCAGCUGCAGGACGCCCGCAUCCGCCAGGACCCCUACAGUGGCCCCUUUGUGGAGGGUGUGACGAAGUACGAGGUGGAGAACUGGGCGCAGUGCUGUCUGCUGCUCGAUCGCGGCUCGCAGCACCGCACGACCUGUGCGACGGCCAUCCACAACCAGUCCAGCCGCAGUCACGCCAUUUAUCAGAUUACGGUGCUGCAGGAGCAAGUGGUGCCGGGCAAGAACAAGUUCGCCCUGCCCUCCUUCAAGACCCAGGCGGGUCGCAUCAACCUCGUCGACCUCGCCGGCUCCGAGCGGGGCGGCUUCCAAGACUACGUGAAGGAGUCGGCGGCCAUCAACACAUCGCUGCUGGCCCUGCGUCGUGUCAUUGACAACUUAACGGAGCGGCAGAAUAUGCUGAUGGAGCAGGCACGGGCGGAGAUCACCGGCGGCUAUUACCAGGAGCGCCCGCUGCCGCAGGUACCGUUCCGCGACAGUGUGCUGACGUGGCUGCUGAGCGACAGCAUCGGUGGCAACGCCCGCACGACGAUGGUGGCCACGCUGAGCCCGCUGGUGAAGAACUACGGCGACACCCUCGCCACCCUGCAGUGGAGCAGCAAAGCACGCAACCUCGUUACGCUGGUCAAGAUGAACAAUCAGGAGAUGGUCUCCGACGGCAUGGCGAACAAAGCCGGUACCCUCGACAACGCUGUGCGCAUUCAACGUCAGAAUCUUGAUAGCCUGCGGCAGACACUGCGCAAGAAGCAGGAGGACGCGCAGCAGCUGGAGCGGCAGACCAAGACGCUGAAGAAGACGGUGGACAAGACAAACGCGCGCGUCAAGGUGAUCACGGACGAUCGCGCCGCCCUUAUCAUCCAACGUACCUUUCACCGAUUCAUGUUCUACAAGAAGUUUGAGUCCUACGAGCUGCACUACGCGAAGCUGCGCAGCGCCAAGACGUCUGCCGGCGCGAGCGCCAGCGACUUCGAACGCAUUCGAAAGGAGGCCGAGGCACGUGAACAGGCCGCGAAGGAGAAGCUGAGAGAGGCGGAAGCGAAGACAGAUGAGAAGGCGGCGGCGGUGGCGCGUUACGAGCAGACGGCGACCGCACGCGCUGAGCGCCGCCGCGAGGCCGAGGAGCGCCAUGCCAAAAUUUGUGACACGAUCAACGCGGGCGAAGUGCUGCGGCAGUACGCGGAGAAGCGCGCCAAGGAGACGGCGGCGGCGCAGGCGGCGAUGGACGCGGAGAAGAAGGUGCGCGCGGAGCGGGAGCAGAAGGUAGCGACGAUGGAGAAGACAAUCGCCGAAAGCAAGUCCGUCGAGGGGCAGGCAAGGAUCAAGCAGGACGCGGAGGACCUCGAGGAGCUGCGGAAGAAAAGAGAUGACAUCCGCACGCGCCGUAAUGAGGUGAUUAACCGGCUUGUCGCCCUGCGUGAGAAGCACAAGAAGGUCUGCAAAAACAAAAAGUAA
This is a messenger RNA of Leptomonas pyrrhocoris, 2864 nucleotides long. Its product is annotated as putative mitochondrial Kinesin. Bases 555 to 2864 code for a protein of 769 amino acids. The record is from RefSeq and is a predicted model, not a curated record. NCBI's taxonomy places the organism in Eukaryota, Euglenozoa, Kinetoplastea, Trypanosomatida, Trypanosomatidae. The transcript has a single exon. Gene Ontology annotation, molecular function: microtubule binding; ATP hydrolysis activity; ATP binding. Gene Ontology annotation, biological process: microtubule-based movement. Gene Ontology annotation, cellular component: kinesin complex; microtubule.